AUGAGGGCAGCACUUCCUUUAAUGUUAGCAGUACUGCAGUUAUGUGCAUCACCACUGCACUCAAUCCCCACUCCAGAUCUUACUGCAGAAAACAAGAUCCAUCUAAACCCUGACUUGGGGGAUGUGGUACCACCUCUUGAUGCCUGGACUACAGUAGUAAAUUCUGAUACUCCCCCCGAGUUAGUGUCCGUGGAUCAGGGGAGCUCAGAAUUCAUGUUUCAGGAAAAUGUCAACUUAAAGUGGGUUAGCUGGGAAGGCUCACUUCCAAAUGGGGCAGUAGGCAUCUACAAUGGUUAUGCAGGACGCACUGACUAUGUGUGCAAAUUCAACUGUGAGGCUGGGUUCUACAACCCAAGCAAAGGCCCAUACUGCAAAUACCCUUAUGCAGAUGCUGAGUACACUGCCACUAAGUUUGAGGUGUUGGUCAAUGAAGACCAUUUUGAGUUCCUGGAAUGGAAAGAGGGCUCCUAUGGUUCUGUGCCCAAACAUUCAGUGAAUACUUGUCCUGGAAUUGACAUCUUUGUCGGCAAAAACAAAUAUGGGCUAGGUAAAGUUGUUACUAAACAUGAGGCCUUCUUCCUGCCUUGGGAAGGCAAGGAGUACUGGUACAAGUCAUAUGAUGCCCUGGCCAUUAACAGGGACACCUACAGCCAGCAAAUCUCCCAUGUCGUGUAUGCAAUUGACCAAGUCAAGCUGUUCCAUCAUCCACCAGAGACCAUCCAAAUGGCCAGGGCCACCAAUUAUGAGUGCUCCAGCAUUGAAAAGACAGUUCUUUUGCAGAAGACUAGCACUGUAGAGAAGUUCUGGGACAUUGGUAGAGAAACCCGCAAUGGAUCCACCUCAACCAUGAAUGGGAAAAUCCCAAUCAUCAACCCAGACAAUGUGGACUUCACCAAAGAACAGACGGUGAGUUUUUCUGAAGGGACAAAGAUGAUUGAGACCAUCAGCCACUCCAUGUCUGUACAGAUCUUGGUCCCACCAAACCAUUCAUGCUUAGUGAGAAUGGAGGCACGAAGGAUGACUGCUGAUAUCCCGUUCACAGCCCGGCUGAGUCGUACAUACACCAAUGGAAACACUCACUGGACCACUGUCACUGGGACAUAUGAUGGCGUGAAGAUUGGAGAAAUCAAUGCCGUGGUGGAACGCUGUAAUCCUAUCCCCGAUGCCCCUCCAUGCUUUUAUGGAAGUGACUGAGGGCAAAGGAUCUUCCCUUACACUUCCACAUUUGCAUCACAGAAUAAAAAAAAUCCACUACUGUGUAACAUGGUAAUAUCAUGAAUUAACUGCCUUAAUAGCAUGUAUCAGUGUUAAUAAACAACAUGUUGCAGUUGUAGAUCAUUGUAUUUUUCAGUAGUUUGAUACAAAUUUGAUCAUACUGAUUUGCAAACUAAACUUUAUCCAUUUUCAACAAUAAUCUAUUUGAGAGUUGGAUACCAGAGAGUUGGAUACCAGAAAAAAUACAGACAUUUUUCCCCCACAGAUGCAGCCAGGAAACCCAAUUUUUAAUGUUGAUUUGGAAAAUGGUAUUCACUUUCAACUAUUAUCUAGACACAUACUCCAUAUUGAUAAGUGACUAACCAGAACAUGAAAAGCUUGUAUAAUGCUAGAUGCAAUA
Messenger RNA from Pangasianodon hypophthalmus (striped catfish), 1615 nucleotides. RefSeq names its product natterin-3-like. The coding region runs from base 1 to 1194 and encodes 397 amino acids. The transcript has 2 exons. The record is from RefSeq and is a predicted model, not a curated record. Lineage: Eukaryota; Metazoa; Chordata; Actinopteri; Siluriformes; Pangasiidae.